Molecule: messenger RNA, 3718 nt
Organism: Hipposideros armiger (great roundleaf bat)
Lineage: Eukaryota; Metazoa; Chordata; Mammalia; Chiroptera; Hipposideridae
Product: thyrotropin-releasing hormone receptor-like
Exons: 4
Coding region: 170-1360 (396 amino acids)
Biological process (GO): phospholipase C-activating G protein-coupled receptor signaling pathway
Cellular component (GO): membrane
Molecular function (GO): thyrotropin-releasing hormone receptor activity
Source: RefSeq, a predicted model, not a curated record
UAGGGCUGCCAGCCUCUGCAGCUGGAAGGGAAGUGAGACCUUUGGGAAGUGGGAUUGCUGCACUGGGAUCCUGGGGUGAUCAUCUCCUCAGCUAAACAAAAAGGGAGGCUCAUUUUCAGGAUAGCGAUGGGCCUGGGGUGUAUGUAGGCAUCUCACCUGGCCAGCCACCAUGGAAAACGGUAGCAAGCUGGAUACCUCUAGUAAUGUGUCGCUGGUGCGCGGCACCGCUGUCCUGGGCCCGGUGGAGUACAGGAUGGUCUCGGUCUUUCUGGUGCUCCUGGUGUGCAUGGUGGGCAUUGUGGGAAAUGCCAUGGUGGUCCUGGUGGUGCUGACCACGCGGGACAUGCAUACACCCACCAACUGCUACUUAGUCAGCCUGGCACUGGCUGACCUCACUGUGCUGGUGGCUGCGGGGCUGCCCAAUGUCUCCGACAGCCUGGCUGGACAGUGGGUCUAUGGGCAUGCCGGCUGUCUGGGCAUCACCUACUUGCAGUAUCUGGGCAUCAAUGUUUCCUCCUGCUCUAUCCUGGCAUUCACCGUGGAGAGGUACAUCGCCAUCUGCCAUCCGAUGCGGGCACAGACCGUGUGCACCGUGGCCCGGGCCAAGCGAAUCAUUGCAGGCAUCUGGGGGUGCACAUCCAUCUACUGCCUGCUCUGGCUCUUCCUGGUGGACCUCAAUGUCAGCGAGAGCCAGGGCCUGGAAUGCGGCUACAAGGUGUCCCGUAGCCUCUACCUGCCCAUCUACCUGCUGGAUUUCACUGUCUUCUUCAUCAUGCCCCUGCUGGUGACUGCCGUCCUCUAUGGGUUCAUUGGGACACUCUUGUUCCGGAGCUCCCGGUCCCACCUGACCCACCAUGGGGGCAGCGAGGCCUGGAGAGAGGCAGAAACCAAGGAGGGAGAGCACCAUGGGCCAGGUGGAGGCAAAGUGGGCAGCUGCCCCAGGCCCAAAGACGUCCCGUCAUCCAGGAAGCAGGUCACCAAGAUGCUGGUGGUGGCUGUGCUGCUCUCUGCUGUUCUAUGGAUGCCCCACCGCACGCUAGUGCUGCUCAACUCCUUCGUGGCCCGGCCUUUCUUGGACCCCUGGGUCCUUCUCUUCUGCCGCACCUGUGUCUAUACAAACAGUGCCAUCAACCCCAUCAUCUAUAGCCUCAUGUCCCAGAAGUUCCGCGUGGCCUUCAGGCAGCUGUGCAGGUGUGGGGCAGAAGGGCCUCAGGGGCGGGCAGCCUGCCUCAGGACCGCCAGCUACAAUGUGGUCCAAGAGACCCCUCAGAAGAUGCAGACCAGCAGGAGCGAUGUCGCUGGCCCUCAGGCAACUGCAUCACCACCCCAGCCGCAGGAGCCAUAUUUCAGCACGGUCUGAGGGUUGCCCUGCUGCUGCCCAGCCCCUCCCUGCUUUUCUCUGUCUCCACUCCCUCGGUCGGCUUCCUGCUAGAUUCUGCCCUGUCCACUGUAGCUGGCAGGGCCAGGAGAGGGGCAGAUAUCCCUGUUGCCAGUGACUCUUAGCUUUGCGUCCCCCGUGGCUUCCUUCAUGAACUAAGACAUUAAUGUCCUGGGUCGGGUGGUUGAAGUUCAAGUUGGAAGCUCUCUCACCUCCUCCGGAAGUGGGGGAGGUGAGAAACAGGAAGAAGAAGCUGGAAGGAUCCCAGCCCUCAUCUGUGUAAAAUUAUGAACUCUCACCAUUAUUAUUUUAAACAUUUUUUUUUCCAGGGGAAAAGUCCUGGUGGGUAUUAAAGGGAUGUACUUCCGGUCUUUGAUAAUAUCCAUCCAGCAGUCUAGCUGUGGACAGUGCCACCUGGUGCCACAACAAAAGGGUACCCCGCUUCUACUGGCUGACACCCAGAGACACUUCAUGCUGCCCCAUCAUUGGCAUAGAGGCUGUUUCCACUUCGCUGCUCAUGUGUGCUCAGCAUGGCCUGGUCCAUAGGACUCCUGCUUCCCCACUUUUUGAGUUCUGUCCUUGGUCCCGAAUCCCUGAGUGAGACUGUGUCUGGGUUAUAAAUGGAGUAGAGCGCUUGACUUAGCCAGAAACAGGAAGUCAUUUCUGAGCUCCCUGGCUCCCAAACAUGCAAGCUCAGCCUCAUGGGGCCCACUCUGACCCUCAGGCAUGGCCACCUGUUCCCCUAUAUGGGAGCGGCAGAGCUCCUGACCCCAGAGCUAGACAGGACAAAAGCGUGGGUCCCCUGACCCCAUCCAUAUUCCUUUUGAGAUUAUUUUCCUCUCUGGCCCCUGCGAUGGUCAUUACAAGCAGAUUUUUCAGUGGAGACUUGUUUGGGAAGAGGUCUGAGUUCUCCAGAGGUGGCCUAAGUGCAACCUUGGCAGCAGGGCACCUGUGUAGGGUGGAAGGAGGCAGGAAUGAAGGUCUGCAGGGGCGGAAGGGCAUCCUGAAAGCUGGAGCCACCCCAGUGGAUGGUGCGGGCAGCAGUGGGGCUGAGGGAUGGACAGGGGAGGAUGAGAAGAUUGGGAGCCUUGCUGGAGGAAGGGCACCCACACUGUGACCUUGUGGCUGAGUACAGUGGCAAACGCACCUUCUUUGGCCACUGGUGGUCUGUUGCUGUCGAGGUCCCGUCAUGGGCAUGUAGAGGCCAGUCCUAUGUCAGUCUUGCUGUCUGAACGGUUCCUUACUUUUUAUUUUAUUGGUUUUUUUUUUUUUGCACAGGGGCAUCUCAUCAAUAGGGAGGUUAACUGUUUUAUUGUCCCUUAUCCAGGACAUAGAUGAAAAUCAGGAAGUCAGUUAAUUUCUGCAUCUCCCACUUCCCUGCCAAUGAAAAAAGAAAACUUACUAAGUGCCACUGGAGUGCUCCAGUGAGCAUGCAUGGCCUUAACAUGGGGCUGAACUGAAGCCUCGGGGUAAAUGCUCCAUGAGGUGUGGCUGAUGAGGAGACAGGGCCUGGUGCUGGCACAGGCAGAUCUGUGAAUCCUGGAGGGAGGGGGGUGUCCAUGUCCUCCCAGCAGAGACAACCAUGAGGACGGAGGCAAAGACGUGGGGCUGUGUGCUUUCUGGCACAGAGCUGGAACUGAAGCCGCAGAGGGCUUCCUCUGGAAGUGGCUGGACGAGCCGAAACGCUGCUGUGUGUGGUCCCCUCUGAGCUUUCUCAGGACAAUGUUGGACUUUACUUGAGCCUGUGCUCCCAGAAGACGGAGAUAGGGAAGAAGCCCCCACAACCUUUUUGUUUUCCAAAUAUCCUGGGAGAUGGCUUACUGCAAAGAACCCCUUCCCCAAAUGACUGAGCUGAGACCCCAUAUGACUUCCUCAUGACCCCCAUAAGACCCACAGAUUACUCACUGGGUGACGUGUGACCAGGCCAGACCCCCCACCCUCCAGGUCCCAGUUCUUUGUCUCAUGGUUGAUUAGCUGAGAUUAGAUCUGUUUGUCCCCCUGAAACGAGCUAAGUGCAGAGAAAAACAUUUCCUACUUUGCUGACCCUGACUCCCCGGCCAUUGCAAAAUAAGCCUACUGGUAGACAGACCAUCUAUCUGUCACAUGCAAAGCACCCAUCGGUCACCUGCAAACUACCCACCUAUCACCUGCAGACUAUCCACCUGUCACCUGGAGACCACCCACUUGUUACCAGCAGACUACUCACCUGUCACUUGCAGACCACCCACCUGUCACCUGCAGACUACCCACCUGCUACCUGCAGAUCACCUGGCACCUGUCUACUCCCCAUACAAGUCUUCAGACCCAUAGACCUCUCCCUAUUUCAAUGGCCUGAAUGAA